Messenger RNA from Camarhynchus parvulus, 352 nucleotides. It is a transcript of the gene FXYD2, whose product is annotated as FXYD domain containing ion transport regulator 2. The transcript is spliced from 6 exons. Gene Ontology annotation, cellular component: membrane. The record is from RefSeq and is a predicted model, not a curated record. The coding region runs from base 1 to 186 and encodes 61 amino acids. Lineage: Eukaryota; Metazoa; Chordata; Aves; Passeriformes; Thraupidae. Gene Ontology annotation, molecular function: sodium channel regulator activity. Gene Ontology annotation, biological process: regulation of sodium ion transmembrane transporter activity; monoatomic ion transport.
AUGGGUGACGAGCAAGUGCCUGAGCAGGGCCAGGACAGGUUCAGCUACGACUAUGACACCAUCCGCAACGGGGGGCUGAUCUUCGCCGUCGUGGCUUUUGUCAUCGGGCUCCUCAUCAUCCUCAGCCAGCGGUUCCACUGCGGAGGGAGGAAGAAGAGGAGACAAGGGAACGAGGACGAGCUGUAGGUGCAGCUCCAGAGCUGCAGUGCCCCCAUGGAAGCAGAGCUGCAGCUGAAGCCCAGCACUCCCGGCCAGCGGCCACCCCUCACCCCGCUCCAGUGGAUCCAUUACCCCGCAGAGCCAGAAGGCAAAUUACCCUCGUGCUUCCCCCUCUCUUAGACGCAGCGAGAGU